This is a messenger RNA of Carlito syrichta (Philippine tarsier), 1789 nucleotides long. RefSeq names its product glycerol-3-phosphate dehydrogenase 1 (gene GPD1). NCBI's taxonomy places the organism in Eukaryota, Metazoa, Chordata, Mammalia, Primates, Tarsiidae. The coding region runs from base 227 to 1276 and encodes 349 amino acids. The transcript has 8 exons. Gene Ontology annotation, molecular function: NAD binding; protein homodimerization activity; glycerol-3-phosphate dehydrogenase [NAD(P)+] activity. The record is from RefSeq and is a predicted model, not a curated record. Gene Ontology annotation, biological process: carbohydrate metabolic process; glycerol-3-phosphate catabolic process. Gene Ontology annotation, cellular component: glycerol-3-phosphate dehydrogenase (FAD) complex; cytosol.
AGGAAAAGCUGGGCCUGGUCUCUGCCCAGUUCCUGUUCCCCACCUGCUUCUACCCUUUUCUCCCCUUUCCCUGGCUCUGCCAGACUAGCUCCCUGGGCGCCAGCUCCCCACCCACUCCCGGAGGGCGGGGCUUGGCUGCACCCACGAGUGGCGGAGUUAAAUGCUCUAGCCGGUAGAGGAGCUAGGGAGUGUGGCCCUGAGCCGGCUCGGACAGAGACACUGCACCAUGGCGGGCAAGAAAGUCUGCAUUGUAGGCUCUGGCAACUGGGGCUCGGCCAUCGCCAAGAUUGUGGGUGGCAAUGCAGCGCAGUUGGCACGCUUUGACCCACGGGUAGCCAUGUGGGUGUUUGAGGAAGACAUUGGAGGCAGAAAGCUGACAGAGAUCAUCAACACGCAGCACGAGAAUGUCAAAUACCUGCCGGGACACAAGCUGCCCCCAAAUGUGGUGGCUGUCCCAGAUGUGGUCCAGGCUGCUGCGGACGCCGACAUCCUGAUCUUUGUGGUGCCCCAUCAGUUCAUCGGCAAGAUAUGCGACCAACUCAAGGGCCACCUGAAGGCCAAUGCCACUGGCAUAUCUCUUAUUAAGGGGGUAGACGAGGGCCCCAAUGGGCUGAAGCUCAUCUCCGAAGUGAUCGGGGAACGCCUUGGCAUCCCCAUGAGCGUGCUGAUGGGGGCCAACAUUGCCAGCGAGGUGGCAGAUGAGAAGUUCUGUGAAACAACCAUUGGCUGCAAGGACCCAGCCCAGGGACAACUUCUGAAAGAGCUGAUGCAGACGCCCAAUUUCCGUAUCACAGUGGUGCAAGAGGUGGAUACGGUGGAGAUCUGUGGGGCCUUAAAGAAUAUAGUGGCUGUGGGGGCCGGCUUCUGUGACGGGCUGGGCUUCGGCGAUAACACCAAGGCGGCGGUGAUCCGGCUGGGCCUCAUGGAGAUGAUCGCCUUCGCCAAGCUCUUCUGCAGCGGCCAGGUGUCCUCUGCCACCUUCCUGGAGAGCUGCGGUGUGGCUGACCUCAUCACCACCUGCUACGGGGGGCGGAACCGCAAGGUGGCCGAGGCCUUUGCCCGGACAGGAAAGUCCAUUGAGCAACUGGAGAAAGAGAUGCUGAACGGGCAGAAGCUGCAGGGGCCCCAGACGGCUCGGGAGCUGCACAGCAUCCUUCAGCACAAGGGCCUGGUGGACAAGUUCCCCUUGUUCAUGGCUGUGUACAAGGUGUGCUAUGAGGGCCAGCCAGUGGGUGAAUUCAUCCGCUGCCUGCAGAACCAUCCAGAACACAUGUGAGUGGGGCCAGGACCCAGGCCAGGCCGCUUCUUUACCCCAGCGGAGACGGGCAGAAGCUUGGGCACCAGGAUCUCUGGGACUUCUCGUGGAGCAGAGUCUUCUCAGCUUUUCAUUGGAGCAUGAAGGCUGUGGGGCCCAGCCACGCGCCCGGCGACCCCGAACUGCCAGGCAGCCUGCGGCCUCUUGCCACCACACCUUGCCAGAAAUGGAGUUGCCCUGUCCCUCUCCAGAUGUGCAGCUGUCUUCCCGCUCUCUGGGAGGAGCAGAAGCAAGUCCCAGUGUGGCCUGCCUGGGGUGUGUAUGGAGAGGGUGGGGGGAGAAGGUAGCAGGGCAGAAGCUGCCAGUUGCUGCCUCACACCGACCAGGAAUCCUGUCAAAUGGCUCAAGAAGUAUCAUAGCCACUGGAGGGAGGGGGCAAGGGCUGCCAGGGACCCCUUGGCUGACCUCCGCCAGGAUCCACACAACUCCAAUGGAUCUCAGUGUUUGUUCACAAAAUACAAAGAUCUCAAACAA